This is a messenger RNA of Asterias rubens (European starfish), 2351 nucleotides long. RefSeq names its product transmembrane protein 161B-like. The transcript is spliced from 11 exons. The record is from RefSeq and is a predicted model, not a curated record. Lineage: Eukaryota; Metazoa; Echinodermata; Asteroidea; Forcipulatida; Asteriidae. The coding region runs from base 186 to 1646 and encodes 486 amino acids.
UCCGGUGUCGACGGAUAACGCACGCGUGGUUAAUGUAAAAAUAGCAUAAGAAGUGUGUACGGUUUUACCUCCAAAGUUCUACUUCAAGGCAAUAUCACCCAGCACUUGCAGAUGAUAUAAACCAAUUUAUUGCUGACGUUACAAUGCAACAUUGACUGCAGGAGCCCUACAAGAAGAUCAACAAAAUGGCGUUGUUUGGUGCCCAGUUAAUCCUGACCAUCAUUGCAGCCAGCAUCCUGCAGAAAUUCACCCCCUAUCACUCACUGGCGGAAUGGCUUCUUGCAAGGGGGAACCUUGUACGCUACAUGUACCCCAAAGACGAAGAGUUACGUAAACUUGCUGGAAUAACCGUCAGUAAAGCACGACAUCGCAAAAACAGAUCCGACCAUCGACGACCCAACUUGCUGGAGAAUACUGAGGACAAGUCCUUCACCGUCCCGAAGAGCAUUGAAUUAGAGCUACGUACCCGCAUCAUCGAGCCAUUUCACGUUGUCGUGCUGCGAUUCUACGAUGAGUAUAGAUGGCUCGUAGAUUUCUCCGUUAUGGCCGUGAUCGUUUAUUGUAUCACAGAAGCAGGGCUUCACACAGUAGGAGAGCUAAACCUGAGUCUGAUUUGGCUGUUGAUGGUGACGGGCUUCGCACUUCACGUUCUCAUCUCGCUGACAGCGUUGUACUUCUCUAGCGAGGAGGACGGGGAGAGGUCACUCUGCAUAACGUUUGGAUUCUUCUUUGUUCUCGUUGCAAUGGGAGUCCUCAUCGUCCCUGAAGAGAUUCUAGACUUUGGACUGGAUGAAGCUUAUACAAACUUCACCUCCGGGGCAAUGGAAUUCUUGAAACAACAAGAUCUUCAAUUUAGCGGUCCCAUCUCAAAAAUUGCCUUCAAGUCGUUACUGGGAAUCGUAGCUGCACUGCUUGGUGCCUUACUGGCGUUUCCCGGCUUACGGAUCGCUAAGAUGCAUGUGGACUCUAUCAAGUUUGCUGUUAAUCGACCAUUUAUGCAGAUUUUACUUCACACAAGUUUUCUAUUUCCGAUGUUCAUUUCACUGAUGUGGGUACGACCAAUCGCAAGAGACUAUUUAUGUAGAGUAGCCCCCGGCAAGACUGAACCCAUUAUGAGUGAUACGACCUUUGACCUAGUGCGAAUGUCACUGGUGCCCAUGCUGUGUAUACUACGCGUGCUGUUAAUGACACACUACCUGCAGUCCUACCUGAACAUUGCAAAAGAGAAAGUGGAGAAAUUAAAGAUGGAGGCGGGAAGGAUCAACAGUUUAGAACUCCAAAAAAGUGUUGUACGAGUCUUCUAUUACUUAUGUGUGGUGACUUUGCAAUACAUCGCACCCAUGCUUAUUCUUCUUAGUUUUACCUGUCUACUAAAAUCACUCGGAGGUUACUCCACGGGCCUUUUUGAGGUGUCUUCAGGAAACACCACCACUAUCCCCCACAAGCCUUCACCGACCGCCCCAUCGAAUCAAGCUGUCACCGAGGGUGCAGAACAUUUCAAGGUGGCCCUAGAGAGCCUAAGGAAUGUCUUUUCUCCCAUUUUCUUCCGGGGGAUCUUUUCAUUUCUGACGUGGUGGACGAGUUCGGCGUGGUUCAUCACAAGCCUGUUCGGGAUUGCGUAUCACAUGUACUUCACGGACCCAUGACAGACGGUCGACGAGAGAGUGGAAAGUCUGCGACUGGAGGGUAAGUCAGACUUGGAAAUUUACCUCCGAAACUUACGUGUUUCUCGUGUCUUGAGCAUUCCUCAUAGCUGCAAUACCCAAAGUGGUUCUGACUUUGCCAUCUGAACCAUUUGUGAUACGAUUGUAUCGUGAUGACGUCCUUAAAGUGAUACAAGGGAAAAUGGUGCCAAAGGAGUCAACCAAGGAACAGAGAAGAAAUUUAACGUCCCAAGCAAGUAGAUCUCAUGCUUGAUAAUUAGCAAUAAUUUGUAUUUUUCCAACACUAAUAGAACAAAAAUAGAUGUAAUGCUUCAAAGGGCUUCAGAAUGGCUACAUUCUGAAAUCAUGUAUAGAUGGAUGUUAUCAGAUUGCCAAUUUUUUUUUGGAUUCAUUAGAGCUGCUUUUACAAAUUUGUUUUUUUAUUGCUUGAUAGUGGCCUGUGAAUUUACUACAAACCGGCAAUAAUUCUAGUGAUACACACAUUAAAUAUAAAGUUCCUUGUAAAAGGUUAUUCAAUUUUGAUAGUCCCUUAGGAGCUGAUAGUGGCAUGAUACAUCAAUGGUGCUCGGUUAAUCCCCAGUUUUUCAUAAACACACCGUCCAAACAACCGUUUUAAAAAUUGUCAACAAAUUAAGUUUAAAGACACUGCGGCCGAUUUCACGAAACGCUAGGAUUAAUCCUAACUCG